UUUAUGCUAGGGUAAAUUGCAACGUUGGUUUACUAAAAAUGUUCAUGUUUAGUCACUAUAAAUAUUUAAUUGCAUUCAUGGUCACUAAGAUUAAUUAAAUGUUUUAAGUUUGGUCACUCUCCGUCCAAACCUUUUUCAGAUUCUUUUAUAUUAUCCAAACCUAUUAAAAGAUUUUAAUUAGCCAAAUCUUUCGUAAUGCAUCAAAAUAUUAGUCAUUUUUACGUUAUUGUUAAUAAUUUUGUAACUUUUUCUUAAUUAAAAUACGAAAAUUUUGAAAUGGUGACCUUUAUGUGUCUCUUCCAAGUCAGUAUCAUGUUGCCAAGUCAAUAUUACUAACAAAAUCGCUGACGUAAAGUUAACAUUUGGCUAAUUCUUAGUAUUUCGAUAGAUUUGACUAAUAAAAAAAAUUGAAUUUUUUUUUGAAAGUAGUCAUUACUCAUUAUCCUAUUUGUUUUGUCUUCUUUUUGCAACCUUUCCCAAGCAAAAAAUGAGAAAGGAAUUUCCGAAAAUUAGAAAUAGGAGGAAAAGAAAAUAGAAAACCUAGUUCGUUUCUCAAAUUGCGGCAGCUUCUCCAUUUAUUACUCAGCCACUCUUUCGCCACGAACACUUCCCCAUCCUCCCUGGCCCCGCCUUCCCUCGCCGUCGCCAUCCUCCACUCGCCGGCGGUGACGUCGCCAUCACAGCGCCGCCGCCUUCCCAAAACCAAGCCAUCAGCCGGCAUCUUUCAUCCUUUUCGUCAAUUCGUCGUAGUCUCGCUGGAAUUUCGCCCUGCCAGGCUGCCAUCGCUCUCUCUCCGUCGCCCUGGAAAGUCGUCUCACUCGCGCUUCAGACUCAUUCCAUCCCAUUCCAUUUCCUUGUUCUCGCCCGAUCUUCAACUGCCUUCACUGCCGCAGAAGUAGUCAAAGCCUAGUCCGCCGUCACUGCCGUCUUUCAAUGUCGGAGGUGUAAGGUACCGAAACUCAUUUCCCUCCUUGCCGUAAUCCUAUGUGUUUCCGGCUGUCAGUAGAAAUCAGUCGCCGGAGAACCUGCCCCAUUUGUAUUUGGCAGAACCUGGGUUGUUUGUUUGAUUAAUCGCCUAAUGGGGUACAAAAUUAAGCAGCUCUUGGUUCGUUUCUUUAGGAGUUCGCACUCGUUGAAAAUGAUUAUUGCGAUUCAGAUGUUUCAGUAAGGUCUAAUGUCACCGUUUCAACUGAUAUCGUCCAUAUUUUUUCUGGGCGAGUGUCCAUUUUCGGUUUUCAUGUUUGGGGAAGCUGUUGGAAAGGUUGGUCCUGGAAAGGCUUUUGGCAGUGUUCUUCAUUUACUGAUGGCCACAAUGCUCGAUACUAAGUUUACUGGUUCAGCCUGUUGUAAUAAAAGUUCUAUAUGCACGGAAACAAAUCAACAAUCAUCUCUUGCUUGGGUUUUUUGGAAAGUAUCCUGCUUGGGUAAUGAAGUCUGAAAGCCCCCUUUUUUUAUGUAGGUCUUAUUUGGAUGAUUGGAAAAGUUACCUUGCAGCUUAACUUAUUAUUAAAAUGAGACCAAGAUCAAAUGGGGUUUCUAGGAGUCAGAGGGAGCAAAGGUUUGAAGGUGGAGGACCAAAUUGGAUUCUCAUUGCAGGUGGUGCCUUGUUGAGUACUUUGACAAUCCGCCUUGGCUCUAAGCUGAAGCAGACUCUUGAUUCUAGGAGAGAAACAAAUGCUAGAAAUGAGAAAUUGUCUGACAGAAGGAGAUCGUCAGCUUGCCAUAUGCAUCCGAAUGUCUACUCCUUUACACAUGAUGAUGAUAGUUAUUUCAAUUCUGCUUCCGGGAAUGAAGGUAUCACAGAUGUAAAAUACCCUCCCAAUGAUCACACGCUGUCUGAAACUGAUGGUGCACUCCCUUUGGUCACAGUCAAUGCCCCAGAAUACUCAAGAGAGAAUGGGAUUAUGUGGGUUUCAUCUCUUGAACGUCUCGAGUUACCGCCAAAGCCAUUUCACCAUUCAAACUGCUCUGACUCGCCAUGUGUGUCUGAGUCUGGUUCGGACAUAUUUAGCAAGCGCGAAGUGAUACAAAAGCUGAGACAGCAACUAAAAAGAAGGGAUGACAUGAUAAUUGAGAUGCAGGAUCAGAUUGUGGAGUUACAGAAUUCAGUCAAUGCUCAAUUGGGAUUUUCUAAUAAUUUGCAGUCUCAACUUGAUGUUGCUAACAAGGAUUUGUUAGAUUCGGAGAGAGAAAUCCAGAGGCUGAGAAAAGCCAUUGCCGAUCAUUGUUUGAAACAUGCAAACGGUGAUGGAAAACCGUCAGUUGUCACUGUAUGGCCACCUGAGGUAAGAAAUGGGCAUGCUAAUGGGUAUUCAGAUGGUGAAAGUACCUUUGAGUUUCCAGAGAAAGGGAGGAUGGAUGUGGAGAAGGUCGAGAUGCUUAGGAGGGAAGUAGGGGAAUUGAAGGAAGUGUUAGAAGGGAAGGAAUACUUGUUGCAGAAUUACAAAGAGCAGAAGUCAGAGCUUUCGAUGAAGAUCAAGGAGUUGCAGCAAAGAUUGGAUUCUCAGCUCCCAAAUAUUUUAUAGGCGUUGUUAGGUCAUGUGCAUUCUUGUUUUUUCCUGACUCUGUUUGUUUUGAGCUUCCGGUUUUGGGAGAUUGUUCUUUAUCCAAGCUUCUAGGUUAGAAAAUCUGGUGUUUCCUGUGCUCGCAUAAGGGUGCCAGUUGCGACUGAUCAGAGAGAGAUAUAUAGAGAGAGGCAGACCAAGGGUUUGUAAUUGUCCGUGUUGCUUGUCAAUGUCUCUGCUCAGUUCUAUAGAAAUAUGAAUGCAAGUUUCCACAAAGCGUGAACCCUGUUGCACUUUUGGCCUCUCUGUUUACCUGCAGAACCACUGGUUUCUGCUCUUCUUCAGUUACUAAUUUUAAUCACAACGGAUUUCACCAAUCAACAGAUGUGCUUCUUUAUCAUCGACAUGUUUAUCCGACUUCGAGUUUCCAUUAUUUUUUGUCAUCGUCACAGCAGCAGUAGCAACAAGUAGGACGCUACUUCAGCCAAUCUAGCACAGAGGUUUCCAGCAUCCAGGUCUGUUUGGCUAUCUUCUCUUCAACCGUGCAUGACGUAUGAUUUAUUCCUCCAGUUUUCUUCCGUUGUCAUUUCAUCGGUGAAAAUCUUCUCUUUCGUUGCAGAGAUUUUAUCUUUGCACAUGGUUUAGUUUGUAUGCAGUGCAGUAUAAUUCUGGUAUGCAAGAUUAGUUUUGAGAGGAUAACUGUUAAUAGGGAUUAGGAAUUGCUGAGAUUUUGAACUAGAAUUGGAAGUCGGAUAAUCUUUGUUCAUAAGAGGGGUUGGUGAAUUAGCUUCACUUGGCUGAGCCAUGUCACAAGGGUGAAUUACACUAGUUAUGCUUGAUGCAACACUUAAGAACAGUGGCUACUAUAGCAUUAUAAGGCACAUUUGCACACUACUCGUUUUUUAGUUAAGUUUCCUCUGGUAUUAUCCACUGAUGAGAUGUUUAGGGAAGUCAUUAGAUAGAUAGAACUGUUUUCUUUUCCUGGUACAACUUUCUGGAGAAGAUUUGUUGGGAUUGGUUAUUCUUUGCGUAAUGGGUUCUAUAAAUUGUAAAGGGAUGC
This is a messenger RNA of Linum trigynum, 3564 nucleotides long. The record is from the annotation of a GenBank genome assembly. NCBI's taxonomy places the organism in Eukaryota, Viridiplantae, Streptophyta, Magnoliopsida, Malpighiales, Linaceae.